Molecule: messenger RNA, 13970 nt
Organism: Corythoichthys intestinalis (scribbled pipefish)
Lineage: Eukaryota; Metazoa; Chordata; Actinopteri; Syngnathiformes; Syngnathidae
Product: TNF receptor-associated factor 2-like
Exons: 11
Coding region: 244-2034 (596 amino acids)
Biological process (GO): positive regulation of canonical NF-kappaB signal transduction; tumor necrosis factor-mediated signaling pathway; regulation of apoptotic process
Cellular component (GO): cytoplasmic side of plasma membrane; cytosol
Molecular function (GO): zinc ion binding; tumor necrosis factor receptor binding; ubiquitin-protein transferase activity
Source: RefSeq, a predicted model, not a curated record
GCGUGACGUCACGGGCGGCGGUGUCGCGAGGAUGAAAGCAAUGGCGUCGCUGGACGAAAACAGCCGCCGCUGCCGGAGCGCUCGUCCGUCUUGUCGUCGCUAUGUGGCGGGAGGAAGAAACCCGCCGUCGACGUGCAUUUGAACAGCGCCGAGCGGAUAACAACUGGCAGGCCACGGCUAUGGUGAUGGCGGCUCAGUAAAGAGCGAAGCAGGAAGCUGGUGUGAAACGAGCGAUCGGACGGAAUGGCCGCCCAGGACCCUUCGCCCCCCUCGUCCAUGGAGAGCAACAAGCCGGGUUACCCCAAGAAGAUCCUGGGUAACAAGCUGGAGGACAAGCACCUGUGCAAGUGCUGCCACAACAUCCUGAGACGACCCUUUCAGGCGCAAUGCGGCCAUCGCUUCUGCUCGUACUGCUUCAACCUGACCAUUAGUAACGGACCACAGAAAUGCAACGCUUGCAUCAAAGAGGACAUUUUCGAAGAGGCCACGUCAGUCCUGAAACAAGGAUGUGCUUUUCCCGACAACGCGGUGCGGCGGGAAGUGGAAAACCUCCCGGCGGUCUGCAUUAACGAAAGCUGCUCUUGGAGGGGAUCUAUCAAAGAGUAUGAGCUGAGCCACGAGGGAAAGUGCGAGUUCAUGAUCGUCCCGUGCCCGUCCUGCAAGGAGCGCAUUCGUUUCAACGAGCAGGAGCGGCACAGCGAGCGCGAGUGCCCAGAGAGGACUCUCAACUGCAAGUACUGCAAGGAACCCUUUCACUUUAAGAACAUCAAGGCCCAUGAUGAGAUCUGCCCCAAAUACCCGAUGAUCUGCGAGGGCUGCGCUAAGAAGAAGAUACCCAGGGAGAAGUAUGUGGACCACAUCAAGUUCUGCAGCAAAUUCAGGAUGCCGUGUCGCUUUCACGUGGUGGGGUGUGACAUGUCGGUGGAGAAGGAAAAGACUCAUGAACAUGAACGCGCCUUUGCCUAUGAACACCUCAACCUGCUGCUGCAUUACAUCAUGGGUAUGAAGGUGAGCAUGGAGGGGCUGCAGCCGCAGGGACUGGAGGUGGCAGGACACAAACUGGUGGAACUGCAGCAGUCCCUCAGGGAACUGGAGGCCCGGGUCUCCCAGCUCAGCACCACCGCCUCCUCUUCCUCCUCCGGGCAUCCCGUGCAGGGAGCCGCCGUCGCCUCCUCCUCCGGAUCGGGCCCGCUGGGCCAGGGUCCCCUUCCCCCGCCUCCCGCUCCAGCUCCCGCCCUGUCCGUAUCGACCUCCUUCACGCCGCUGCCUAGCUCGGUUGGCGCAGCCCUGGAGCUGCAGCUCCACAGUGAGAAGACCAAGGUGGCCGAGCUGGGCCGCCGCUGCACCGAGCUGGAGGUGAAGGCGGGCACCUUCGAGAACGUGGUGUGCGUCUUGAACAGAGAGGUGGAGCGCUUCGCCACCACCAUGGAGGCCAGCAACCGGCAGCACAAGUUGGACCAGGACAAGAUCGAGGCUCUGAGUAACAAGGUGCGGCAGUUAGAGAGGACGGUGGGCCUGAAGGACCUGACGGUAGCGGAGAUGGAGGGUCGGCUGAGGGAGAUGUCCGCCACAACCUUCGACGGUGUCUUUGUAUGGAGGAUUUCUGACUUUGCCAAAAAGAGACAGGACGCCAUCGCCGGUCGAGCCCCCGCCAUGUUCUCGCCAGCAUUCUACACCAGCAAGUACGGUUACAAGAUGUGUCUGCGGAUUUAUCUGAACGGGGACGGGACAGGGCGCGGCAGCCACUUGUCCUUGUUCUUUGUGGUGAUGCGAGGACUGAGCGACGCGUUGCUCAAGUGGCCCUUCAACCAGAAGGUGACACUGAUGCUGCUGGACCAGAGCAACCGGGAGCACAUCAUCGACGCCUUCCGACCUGACGUCACCUCGUCGUCCUUCCAGCGACCGGUGAGCGAGAUGAACAUUGCCAGCGGCUGCCCGCUCUUCUGCCCGCUCUCCAAACUGGAUGCCAAAAACUCCUACAUCCGCGACGACACCAUCUUCAUCAAGGCCAUCGUGGACCUCACCGGGCUCUAGGAGGGGGCGGAGCCACACCAGGUGCUCAUCUUCGACGACCACACCGGGAGUCUUGAUUUCAGCCCCCGAGUUAAUCCCUCCGGGCGCGCUGCCGUCGCGUCCUUCCGCCGAUUGGAGGACUGACAAACGUGGGCGAGAAUGUCCUCGACACGGCGUUUCCUGUAGGAGAGGGGCUUUUUUUUUUUUUUUUUUUUUUUUGGGACGGGACGACGAGGACCGAGCAGCUAAAUCGCGCGGCGGGCGGUGCGGGCGUAUCGUCACGGCGGUCGCCGAUUCGGGGCGGUGAGCUCUUUUGCUUCUUUGUCUUGAGAUUGUCGGUGUCGUGAGGCUCUCUGGUCUCGUGUUGAGUACAUUUGUAUAGACAAACGUGGAGUUUUGUGAUCAACAAGGCUUCCCCCCGUUCUUGGUUUGUCCCGUAAGCGCCGCGUGCAUGAUGGGGGCAGUCGUUAGUUCUCACCUGUCUUGUUUAGAUUUCAGACGUUCUCAAACUAGGGUCCUCGGAUCGCUCGAACCGGCACUGAAAAGUCAUCUGCGGUAGAUUAUUAAGGGGAGGCGUAUAUAGGUUUAAAUCAUAUUGGACAAAAAAAAUGUGGAAGCACCAAUCAAAAGAGCACCUCAACUCACUUAAACAGUUUCUUGGUACAAAAUACUAAAAAAUGGAAGAGGAGGGACCCUCCUAAUAUGAUAAUAUGAUCUCACAAUAUGGCGAUACAUAGGGUUCACACAUCUAUGGCAGCCAAUGAGUUCAUUUUUGGGGCAUUUCAGUUCAGUUUCUGUUGAUUUGGGGGCAUUUACAGUUGAUUUUGGGUAACUGAACAGGAAGUGACCCGGGAAUUACCCCAAAUCAAUAGGAAGUGACCUGAAAAUGCCCUAAAAUGAAGAGGAAGUGAACUGUAACCGGGAAGACUGGCUUUGAAUGAACAUACUCUCAUUCGCUGCCAUCACUUUCACUUCAAACAGAUCGGACGUCCAUUGCAGUUAAAUGGCGCCCAAUUAGUUCAUAUUUGGGGCAUUUCAGGUCAUUUCCUGUGGAUUUUGGGGCAUUUACAGGUCACUUCCUGCUCAGUUACCCAAAAUCAACACAUUUAGAGCAUUCCUGGGUCACUUCCUGUUGAUUUGGGGGCAUUUUCCGCGACAUUUCCUGUUGAUUUUGGGGCAUUUAUUAAUCGCUUCCUGUUGAUUUUGGGUCACUGAACAGGAAGUGACCCGGAUAUGACCCCUAAUGAAUAGGAAGUGACUCAAAUCGACCCGUAAAUGCACCAAAAGCAAUAGGAAGUGACCACAGAUCAACAGGAAAUGUACUGAAAUGCUGGAAAAAUUAAGUGCCAUUGACAUUGGUGAGACAUUAGACAUUUAGCACUGUCAGUGUCACUUUUGUUGGUCUUUUGUUAGAAUUUACAGGUCACAAGGUCAUUUUUGGGCGUUUCACGUCAUUUCCUGUUGGUUUUCGGUCACUUCCUAUUUUAUAUUGGGGACAUUCUUGAGUCACACCCUGUUCAGUAACCCAAAAUCAACUGGAAGUGAUCCAUAAGUGCCCCAAAAUCCACAGGAAAUUUCGGGAAAAGCCCCCAAAUCAACAGGAAGUGACUCAGACAGACAUUGGACGUCUAGUGCCGUCAGUGGCAAUUAAUUAUAGGGCCUUUCAGUACAUUUCUUGAUUUGCGGUCUGUUCCUUUUGAUUUGGGGUGAUUUACAGGUAACGUCCUGUUGAUUUUGAGUCACUUCCUAUUGGUUUGGGGACAUUCUUGAGCCACUUCCUGUUCAGUAACAUAAAAUCAACAGGAAGUGACCUGUAAAUACCCCCAAAUCAAAAGGAAGUGACCUGUAAAUGCCCCAAAAUCAAAAGGAAGUGACCGAAAAUCAACAGGAAAUGACCUAAUUUGGUCGCAUUUCACGUCAUUUCCUGUUGAUUUUUUUUUUUCUUUUCCUUUUGGAGCAUUUACAGGUUACUUCCUGUUGAUUUUGAGUCGCUUCCUAGUCAUAUGGAGACAUUGUUGAGUCACUUCCUUUUCAGUAACCCAAAAUCAACUGGAAGUGACCUGUAAAUGCCCCCUAAUUCAACAGGUAGUGACAUGUAAAUGCCCCAAAAUAAAAUAAAAAGUGACCUGUAAAUGCCCCAAAAGGAAAAGGAAGUGACUGAAAAACAACAGGAAAUGAUGUGGAAUUCUCCAAAAUGGCUGAAUUUUGAAAUGCGCCAAAAUGACCUAAUUUUUGGGUAUUUCACUUCAUUUCCUGUUGAUUUUCGCUCACUCCCUUUUCCUUUUAGAGCAUUUACAGGUUACUUCCUGUUGAUUUUGAGUCACUUCCUAGUCACAUUGAUACAUUCUUGAGUCACAUAAAAUCAUAGACUUCAUAAUGUAUUGACGGGGGCGCGGGGCCGAUACAUAGGGGGCCUGCAUUGUUGGCGAGGCUGUCAAAGCUGACCAAGUGGAAUCACAGACAAAGAGCUUUCUCGUUGAAAAUUCUUGUGAAUAAAUGCUUAAAUCCUUGAAUUCUUUAUAGAUAUGGACGUAAAAGUUUGAUUCUUGGUUAAAAGCAAAAAAUAAAAAACUGUGCAGUUAGCAUUUAUUUUACGUAAAUAUGUGCAAGUACAAUGCUAGUCUGUUAGUGAAUGUAGCUAGCGUCCGCCUGAUGUAAACAGAGCUUUUCUGGUGAAAAUUCUUGUAAAUAAAUGCUUAAAUCCCCAAAUUCUUUAUGGAUAGGCACGUUAAACAGUCUCGAUUUUUGGUUAAAAGCUAAAUAAAAAACGUGCAGUUAGCAUUUAUUUUACGUAAAUAUGUCAAAGUACAAUGCAAGUCUGUUAGUGAAUAUAGCUAGCGUCUGCCUGAUGUAAACAGAGCUUUUGCGGGGAAAAUUCUUGGGAGUAAAUGCUUAAAUCCUUGAAUUCUUUAUAGAUAUGGACGUAAAACAGUCUUGAUUCAUGGUUAAAAGCAAAGAAAACAACAAAAACGUGCAAUUAGCAUUUAUUUUACAUAAAUGUGUCGAAGUACGAUGCUAGUCUGUAAGUCAAUGUGGUGGCAGCAAUAUAGAUAUGGACGUAAAAGUUUGAUUCUUGGUUAAAAGCAAAAAAAUAAAAAAACGUGCAGUUAGCAUUCAUUUUACGUAAAUAUGCCCAAGUACAAUGCUUGUCUGUUCGUAAAUGUAGCUAGCGUCCGCCUGAUGUAAACAGAGCUUUUCCGGUGAAAAUUCUUGUGAAUAAAUGCUUAAAUCCCUGAAUCCUUUAUAGACAUGGAUGUAAAAGUCUCGAUUCUUGGUUAAAAGCAAAAAAAAAAAAAAAAAACCCGAAAAAAACGUGCAAUUAGCAUUUAUUUUACGUAAAUAUGUAGAGGUUCAAUGCUAGUCUGUUGGUAAAUGUAGCUACUGUCCGCCUCAUGUAAACAGAGCUUUUCCGGUGAAAAUUCUUGUGAAUAAGUGCUUAAAUCCCUGAAUCCUUUAUAGACAUGGACGUAAAACAGUCUCGAUUCUUGGUUAAAAGCAAAAAAAAAAAAAAAAACGUGCACUUAGCAUUUAUUUUACGUAAAUAUGUCAAAGUAAUGCUAGUCUGUUAGUAAAUGUAGCUAGCGGCCGCCUGAUGUAAACAGAGCUUUUCAUGUGAAAGUUCUUGUGAAUAAAUGCUUAAAUCCCCUAAUUCUUUAUAGAUAUGGACCUAAAACAGUAUCGAUUCUUGGUUAAAAGCAACAACAACAAAAACGUACAGUUAACAUUUAUUUUACGUAAAUAUGUCAAAGUACAAUGCUAGUCUGUUAGUAAAUGUAGCUAGCGGCCGCCUAAUGUAAACAGAGCUUUUCAUGUGAAAAUUCUUGUGAAUAAAUGCUUAAAUCCGGUAAUUCUUUAUAGAUAUGGACCUAAAACAGUAUCGAUUCUUGGUUAAAAGCAAAAAAAAAAAAAAAAAAACGUACAGUUACCAUUUAUUUUAAGUAAAUAUGUUGAAGUUCAAUGCUAGUCUGUUAGUGAAUGUAGCUAGCGGCUGCUUGAUGUAAACAGAGCUUUUGCGGUGAAAAUUCUUUGGAAUAAAUGCUUAAAUCCUUGAAUUCUUUAUAGAUAUGGACGCAAAACAGUCUCGAUUCUUGGUUGAAAGCCAAAAAAAAAACAAAAACAAACAAAACGUGCAGUUAGCAUUUAUAUUAUGUAAAUAUGUCAAAGUACAAUUCUAGUCAAUAUACGUAGCCAGCAGCCGCCUGAUGUAAACACAGCUUUUCCGGUGAAAAUUCUUGUGAAUAAAUGCUUAAAUCCCCGAAUUCUAUAUAGACAUAGAUUUAAAACAGUCUCGAUUCUUGAUUAAAAGCAAAAUAAAUAAAUAAAUAAAUAAAUCAUUCUUAAGUCACUUCCUUUUCAGUAACCCAAAAUCAACAGGAAGUGACUUGUAAAUGCCCCAAAAGGAAAAGGAAGUGACUGAAAAUCAACAGCAAAUGACGUAAAAUGCCCCAAAACUAACUCAUUGCCGCCUGGCAUUGGCUGCCACUGACGGCCAUAGACGUCCAAUCCAUUUGAAGUGGGACUGUGGCAAUGAAUGUGUUCAUUCUCUGCCAUCCCUCCUACUCCUAACGGAUUGGACAUCUACUAGUCUCUUGGUUGUUUUGUAGAAUAUCCUCAAAUGCUUUCCUAACCCCGGUAGUUGUUGUAUCCCAUAUUGUGAGAUCAUCGUGACCUGUCUUGAGCAGUCCGUGGACCCCAAAAUUUUGAGAACCCCUGGCUUAGAAGCAGGCAUCCCUUUUCGUGUAAAGUUCACAUUCGUUCCGACUCGCGGCAGGGGGGAGGGGGCUUAGUUACCGGUGCUUUGGUACAUCUGUGGAAGAUAAAGUGGAAUAAGCGAGGUGUCUGAGGCGCAGCUUGACAUUGUGGUUUUUCUCGAGUCCGCCCCUUUGCGAUGACGCUCGCUGGCUCGCAUCUCGACAGGUGGCGCUGUUCCCUCCCCUCCCACGCCCGCCCCCCCGCUCACCGAGAGAAGGAACGUCAUUUACUUGUGCGUCCGAAAACGUGAUGUGCGUGCCGUUAGCUAGCAGAGCUGGCGUACUGAUGUGAUUCUAAUAGUGUAUUCUGUUUUGUAGGUGCAAAUUUACGGAAAGAGAAACUCAAAAGAUUGUUGUACGGUGAACCCUCCGUUUUUAUUUUUUAUUUUUUUAAAAAUUCAAAAAUUCAGGAAGCUAAGGGGUACAAAAGUUCUAUACAGUUUUUGCUAAAAAUGUAUUGUUCGGCCAAAAUUUGCCCAAAACAUACCGAUUAAUUUCGAAUGGGCAAAAUUUCCCAUUCAUUUUCAAUAGCCCUAUUCGCCUGCCAUUAAUUUCGAUUGCACCAAAACCUUCAUUCACUCCCAUUGAUUUCCAACCCAAGUGACUCAACAAGAAGUGCCUCCGAAAUGCCCCCAAAUCAACAGGAAGUGACCGUUAAAUGCCCCAGAAUCAACAGGAUGUGACCCUGAAAUGCCCCAAAAUUAACAGGAAGUGACCCCCAAAUGCCCCAUAUUCAACAGGAAGUGACCUGAUAUGAAAACAUACGGUUCGGCCCAAAUUUGCCAAAAACAUACCCAUUCAUUUCUAAUGGGCAACAUUUUCUAUUCGUUUCCAAUGACCAUUUUCGCGUGCCAGUCAUUUCAAUAGCAAAAAAAUCUCCAUUCACUCCUAUUGAUUUCCAACCUAAGUGACUCAACAGGAAGUGCCUCUGAAAUGCCCCCAAAAUUAACAGGAAGUGACCCUAAAAUUCCCCCAAAUCAACAGGAUUUGACCCUGAAAUGCCCAAAAAUCAAAAGAAAAUGCUCUGAUGUCUACAGGAAGUGACCCUGGAAUGCCUCCAAAUCAACAGGAAGUCACCCUGGAAUGCCUCAAAAUCAACAGGAAGUGAUCUGAUAUAAAAACGUAUAGUUCGACCAAAAUUCGCCAAAAACAUACCCAUUCAUUUCUAAUGGACAAAAUUUCCCAUUCAUUUCCUUAUAGCCCUAUUUGCCUGCCAUUCAUUUCAAUAGCACAAAAACCCUCCAUUCACCCCUAUUGACUUCCGACUCAAGUGACUCAACAGGAAGUGACUCUGAAAUUUCCCCGAAUCAACAGAAAGUGACCAGAUAUCAACAGUAAGUUACCCUCUAAUGCCAAAAAAAUCAAUAAAAGGGACCCAAUAUCUAAAUGAAGUCACCCUGGAAUGCCUCAAAAUCAACAGGAAGUGAUCUUAUAAAAACGUACGGUUCGGCCAAAAUUUGCCAAAAACAACCAUUCAAUUCUAAUGGGCAAAAUUUCCCAUUCAUUUCCAAUGGCCCUAUUUGCCCGCCAUUCAUUUCAAUGGCACAAAAACCUCCAUUCACUUCUAUUGAUUUCCAACCCAAGUGACUCCAAAAUGCCCCCAAAUCAACAGGAAGUGACCGGAUAUCAACAGGAUGUGACCCUGAAAUGCCCCAAAAUCAAUAGAUAGUGCAGCGAUUUCAAUGGGAAGUGACACCUGAACUGCCUCAAAAUCAACAGGAAGUGACUCCCAAGUGCCCCAAAAUCAACAGAAAGUGACCUGAUAUAAAAAUGUAGUUUGGCCAAAAAUUUGCCCAAACCAUACCCAUUCAUUUCUAAUGGCCCAAAUUUCCCAUUGAUUUCCAAUAGCCCUAUUCACCAUUCAUUUCAUUAGCACAAUAACUUCCAUUCACUCCUACUGAUUUCCAAGUGACUCGAUAUCAACGGGAAGUGACCACGAAAUGCCCCCAAAUUGACAGCAAGUGAUCCAAUAUGUACCCACAAGUCUUUGCGCCAUUCACAGGCGCAAAGACUUGUGGGUACAUAUUGGAUAGUAACCGUGACUUUACAUAGUUCACUCAAGCAGAUCACAAAUCCACCAACUAUGUAAAGUCACGGUCGUCACUCGGUAGGUGUACCCACAAGUCUUUAAUUUUCCAUCAUAUUUUUAUUCAGGAAAACAAGCUAUUUGGACUUUUCUCAAUAUCUUUACUAGUUCGCCUACAUUUCGCAGGAGCCUCACCUUGAAGUUGCCCGACUUUUACCGGAAUCUUCUGUUGAGGCUCAGUUCACGAUCAUGCUGGAGGGGGGUUCACUGUCCACUCUUUUGUGAUUUCAAAUGUACAGAAAGGGAAAUGACCGUUGUUGCGCUUACGAACUUGACGGGCUGGACCACGCUGCGGCUGGCCUGUUUUCAAACCAGUCUUGACCGGUAUUGAAGCCUCUCUGUGCAUGGGAGGCUUCAAUUGGUAAAUCGCGUAAAGCGGCUCCGCGCCGGUUCACGCCGACGUGACCGCCUUUAUUUCAUAUUUGUUUGGAGGAGAAUAUGGUAGAAUAGCUAUUAUGUUAUAUCCGGCCGAGCUCGUUUCAAGACGCCGGCCUAGACCACUGGGGGACGCGUUUUUUGCUGAGUUGGAUCUAAAAGCUGUUUUGAACUCAUUUUGGAGUGUGAAAACAAAGUUUUGAACAAUAGGACCCCUGUUUUCUUAAUUAAUUAAUCUCUUUGGUUUGACACUCCAAAAAUGAGAGUUCAACCAAAGACUUGUUUAAAAAAAAAAAAAAAAAAAAUUCAAAAUGCUAUUUGUCCCACGAUUUUUGUCCAAAUCACAUCAUUUAUACAUGAAAAAAAUUCAGGAAACUAAGGGGCACAAAAGUUCUCUGCAGUAUUUGCUAAAAAUGUACUGUUCGGCCAAAAUUUGCCAAUUCAUUUCUAAUGGGCGAAAUUUCCCAUUGAUUUCCAAUGACCCUUAUUUGCCAUUCGUUUCAAUGGCACAAAAACAUCCGUUCACUUCUGUUGAUGUCCAACCCAGGUGACCUGAUAUCAACAGGAAAUGCCCCAAAUUGACAUGAAGUGACCUUGAAAUGCCCCCAAACCAACAGGAAGUGAGCCUGGAAUGCCUCAUUAUCAAAAUUAUAAACCGGAAGUGACCCAAUAUGAACAGAGAGUGUUACCAAGAGUUCUUGCCAAAAACCGUACUGUUCGGCCAAAAUUUGCCAAUUCAUUUCUAAUGGGCAAAAUUUCCCAUUGAUUUUCACGGCCCUAUUUGCCAUGCAUUUAAAUGGCAUGACGAUGUCCAUUCACUCCUAUUGAUUUCCAACCCAGGUGACCCAAUAUCAACAGGAAAUGCCCCCAAACCAACAGGAAGUGAGCCUAGAAUGCCUCAAAAUCAAAUAAAUACACCGGAAGUGACCCAAUAUGAACAUAAAGUGACCCUGUAAUGUAACCCUAUUUGCCAUGCAUUUAAAUGGCACGAAAACAUCCAUUCACUCCAAUUGAUUUCCAACCCAGGUGACCCGAUAUCAACAGGAAAUGCUUCCAAAUCAACAGGAAGUGACCCAAUAUCUACAGGAAGUGAGCCUGGAAUGCCUCAAAAUCAAAUAAAUAAACAAUAAGUCACACCAAAACACCCCAAAUCAACACGAAGUGACCCAAUAUCAACAGGAAGUGACACAGAAAUGCCCCCAAUACAACUUUUUGCUAAAAACGUACUGUUCGGCAAAAAUUUGCCAAUUCGUUUCCAAUGGGCAAAAUUUCCCAUUGAUUUACAAUGGCAAAUAGGGCCAUUGUAAAUUUAAAUGGCAAAAAAACAUCCAUUCACUAUUAAUUUACAACCCAGGUGACCCGAUAUCAAGAGGAAAUGCCCCAAAUCAACAGGAAGUGACCCUAUAUCUACAGGAAGUGAGCCUGGAAUGCCUCAAAAUCAAAUAAAUAAACAGGAAGUCACCCCAAAAUCGACAGGAAGUGACCCAAUAUGAACAGAAAGUGACCCUGAAAGGCCCCAAAUCAAAACCUUUUGCUGAAAAUGUACUGUUCGGCCAAAAUUUGCCCAUUCAUUUCUAAUGAGCAAAAUUUCCCAUUGAUUUCCAAUGGCCCUAUUUGCCAUUCGUAUAAAUGGCACAAAACAUCCAUUCGCUCCCAUUGAUUUUCAAUCCAGGUGACCCGAUAUCAACAGGAAAUGCCCCCAAAUCAACAGGAAGUGACCCUGGAAUGCCUCAAAAACAAACAAACAGGAAGUGACCCCAAAAUGCCCCAAAAUCAACAGGAUUAGUCUGAUGCUGCCAUUAUUUUAAAUGCUUUCCUUGACCGGUAUUAUUCACCACAAAACCGACGCCAAUAUUAUGUCAAACGCUUACUGGUUGAGAGCCAAUAUUAGUUUUGAUCAGCUUAAAAAUCUAACUCAAUCAAAUUUUUUUUUCAAAUCGUUCCUCAGUGUAGUCCUUAUAGCAAUAUGUGAAUAUGUAUUUUUUAUAUCAUAUCUCUAUAUAUAAAACGUUUAUAUCCGUGUGGACACGCACAAGCUGUUAUAAUAAGAAUAGUAUUAUCGAAUACGCUAUUAAUUCUAUAUCUGUAUUAUCUGUUUUUUUUUUCGUGUUUGUUUGUUUGUUGAAGAUGGUUUAAACAGGCCAGAGCUGAUUCCAUUCGGCGCAGCGUGAGUGCAAUAUGACGUUUGAAGGGUUUUAUAGGGGUCACGCUUGACUUAUUUAGCGCUAUUUGUUUACAUUGCGUCGAGCAGCUUUCAACUUUUCCUGUAUAAAUAUGGCCACAAAGGCCGACAUUUUGCUCUGUGUGCGUUGAUAUUCUUAGCUGAAGAAAAAACAGCAUGUGAGGAAACACAAACUAUACACAGUAAUAAUCUUUCGUGUCAUGCCAAACUCAAAUAUUACCUCCAUGUUGUAUCGCAACGUGUUUUAUUUGUGUCUUUCUAUGCCUCGAUAUGUUGCCAAAAUGGUUAUUUAAACUCGAGCUGCUGUUUGUGUGUUGUUGUAAAUUGUGUGUGAACACAUGGGUCACUACUAGCUUAAGAGGAUAUCAUAAAAAAAAUACUAAUCAAGUGCCCACUGUUAAAGCAACACUUAAUAACUUUCAGUUUUUCAGUGAUUUUGGCGACACCGGUGGACAAAAGCGGUACUGGUUUGGCUAACGGCAGACUGUGCAAGGAGGGGUGUGAUAAAGUAUCAAAAAGGUGAUGCAUAUGUUGCGAUACUUUGUAGCCUGAAAGAUCAUCGAUAUGCUCCCACCAAGUAUUGAUAUAUGGUUUAAAAAGGUUUCUGUUCAUUUUAGGGCAUUAACAGGUUACUCUUUGUUGAUUUGGAGUCACUUCCUAUUUACAUAGAGACAUUUUUGAGUCAUUUUUUUUUUUAGCAGUAACCCAAAAUCAACAGAAAGUGACCCGCAAAUGCCCCAGAAUCAACAGGAAAUAGACCAAAAAUGACCCAAAAGGUACAGGAAGUGUGCCGAAAUCAACAUGAAGUGACCUGCAAUUAAUUGAAAGUUACCCAGAAAUGCCUUAAAAUCAGCAGGAAGUGACCGAUAAAACAGGUAGUGACCCGUGAAUGCCCCAGAAUCAACAGGAAGUUACCCAAAAUGUAUAGGAAGUGAACGGAAAUAAACUGGAAGUGACCUGACAUCAAUAGGAACACGCCGUCAAAUCAACAGGUUACUUUCUAUUGAUAUAAUCACUUCCUAUUUUUGGGGGGACAUUCUCGAGUCACUGCCUGUUGAUUUUGGGGCAUUUACGGGUCACUUCCUGUUGAUUUUUGGGUUACUGAACUGGAAGUGACCUGGAAAUGCCUCAGAAUCAACAGGAAAUGACCCGAAAUGUACAGGAAGUGAGCCGAAAUCAACAGGAAAAGACCUGGAAAUGCCCCCGAACAUGGGUCUCCAACCUAGUCCAUAAAGGCCCGCUGUGGCUGCAGGAUUUUUUCCAACCAAACAAGAUGACACCUUUUCACCAAUCUGGUGUUUUCCAAGUGUAACCACUUGAUUGCAGUCAGAUGCUGUUUGUUUUAGCAGAAAUCGCAUUGGUUCAACAGUCUGUCUUGGAUCAGUUGGAAGAAAAACCAGGACCCACAACGGGCGAUGAAGGCCGGUUUGGUGACGCCUGCCCUAUGACCCUAAAUGUACAUGAAAUAGGCCAAAAUCAAUAGGAAGUGACUCCUAAAUCCCCCUAAAUCCAUAGAAGGUAACUGAUGAACAGGAAGUGUCCCGGAAACGCCCCAGAAUAAACAGGAAAUGACCCAAAAUAUACAUGAAGUGAGCUGAAAUCAACAGGAAGUGGCCCAUGAGCAGGAAUUGUUCUAUAAAUGCCUCAGAAACGACACGAAAUUACCUGAAAUGUACAGGAAGUGAGCUGUAAUCAACGCAAAGUCAACAAUGAACACGAAGUGACUCGAAAAAUGCCCCGGAAUCUGCAGAAAGUGUACCCAAAAUGUACAGGAAGUGAGCGCCAUUUAGCGGAAGUGACCCGAAAUGAAUAGGAAGUUACCCGGAAAUGCCCUGAAAUCAUCAGGAAGUCAUCGUUAAACAGGAAGUGAUUUGGAAAUGCCUCAGAAUCAACAGGAAAUGACUCGAAUUGUACAGGAAGUGAGACGAAAUCAACAGGAAGUGACCCGGAAAUGCCCCAGCAUUAACAGGAAAUGACCUGAAAUGUACAGGAAAUGAGCCAAAGUCUAUAGGAAGUGACUCGUAAAAUACCCCAAAAUCAACAGGAAGUGACCCGUAAAGGCCCCAAAAAGAUAAAGGAACUGACCAAAAAGCAACGGGAGAUGAAGUCAUUUACUGGCAUUGGCUGCCACUGAUGACCACAGCUGUCCAAUUGUUUAUUCGCUGCCAUCCUUCCCACUUCAAACGGAUUGGAUCUCUACUAGUGAUAAACUCAUUCCGCAAAAGUUACCAUGCUCAAUGAGUAUUGUAAAGUUAUUCAGUGUUGCUUUAAAAUAUCCUCAUAUUUACUCCCGUAGAAUCUGAAUGUAAAGCCUCUACACCAUUGAAAAGAAAAUGCAGUCGACUGAAAGCAACUUUGAUGAUUUGCGCACUUUGCAUUAGUUGUACGUUUAAACAGGGUAUUUUUAUUCUAUUCGUGUAUCUUCAAGAGCCAUACAAGUAUUACGCUGUUGAUAUUUGGUGUUAUUGCAACAAAAAAAAGGAAAAAAAUUGCAGUCUGAAAUAAAGUUUGAUAAGCUUGAACGUGUUAUAAUGUUGGACAUUUUUUCCCGUCUGAUGGAAUA